Melanotaenia boesemani (Boeseman's rainbowfish) is the source of this 1820-nucleotide messenger RNA. Its product is annotated as syntaxin-2-like. Bases 425 to 1261 code for a protein of 278 amino acids. Gene Ontology annotation, cellular component: endomembrane system; presynaptic active zone membrane; synaptic vesicle. The record is from RefSeq and is a predicted model, not a curated record. Lineage: Eukaryota; Metazoa; Chordata; Actinopteri; Atheriniformes; Melanotaeniidae. The transcript is spliced from 9 exons. Gene Ontology annotation, biological process: exocytosis; synaptic vesicle fusion to presynaptic active zone membrane; intracellular protein transport. Gene Ontology annotation, molecular function: SNARE binding; SNAP receptor activity.
AAAAUUGUGAACUUUACUAGUCAGACACAAGCUAGUUUCGUAAUAUACAACCAAGCGUUGAAUUGGGGGGGGAAGCUUUUAAUCCACCUAUUUAGAGCUUUUUGCAACGUUAUGUGGAUAAAAUGGAGCAAUUCCACCUUCUUGCAAGGCAAUACGGAAUUUUUCGAUUAGAUCUUAAAAGAGCGUUUUCUCUCAGGUACUUGACGUGGUGCAGAGCUCUGUUUCUGUAGCGUCUGUUCCACGUGCUUGAAGACAUAACACAAUUAUAUUUGAAUGGUUCUUUGUUUACUCGUUUUGAGGGUAACGCGCCUUCGUGCCCGCGCUCUUUAUUACACAGGUGCGCUCUCACAGAGGACACACAGCAGGUGAGGUCGAGUCCCACCAUCAAAACCGAAAUCAACAGCAAUAUUAACAGCUGGAUGAUAUGACUGACACGGCAGAGAGAACAGUCAAAAUGGAGGAUUUCUUCAAAACGGUGGGGGAGGUGAGAAGCCUUAUUGAAAAGAUCUCCAGUCAGGCUGAGGAAGUGGAAAAAAGACACAGCACCAUCCUUUGCUCUCCAAACCAAGACAAAAAUGAACUGGAGCUGCUAAACAAUGAGACCAAAAAAAAUGCCAACUUGGUCAGAGUCAAGUUAAAAUCAAUGCAGAUGGCCUGGCCAGCAGAGCAGAACAGUGCUAGUGCCUCAGUAAUCCAUCGUAUUCAGAAAAACCAGCACUCUCACCUGACUCGCUGGUUUGCUGAUGUCAUGAGGGGUUACCAUAAGGCACAAAUGUCCUUCAGAGACAAAUGCAAGGCACAAAUUCAGAGACAGCUGGUGAUUGUGGAUAAAGUUACUACAGAUGAAGAGCUGGAAGAAAUGCUGCACCGUGAUAAUCUUGCCAUCUUCAUUUCACAUGUGAACUCUAAUGCUCACAUUUCAACUCAGGCUCUGACUGAGAUUGAAAGACGUCACCAGGACAUCAUCUCCCUUGAAUCCAGCAUUAAAGAGCUGCAUGAAAUAUUUACUGACACAGCCAUGCUGUUAGAAAUUCAGGGAGAGUUAAUCAACAACAUUGAAAGGAAUGUCACAAGUGCUGUGGAGUAUGUAGAAAUGUCAAAGGAAGAAACAGAUAAAGCAGUCGCAUACAAGAAAAAUCCUUACAAGAUAGCAUCUCUACCAAACUUCUUCAAGCCUUUCAAGAAACAAACCAGUGCUAAAACUGCAUCUGAUCAAGACCGUUCUGACUUAAACCAAGGCGGAACUCCUGGACCUGUAUAAACACUGACUGCACCAUGAGUGCUGAUUAGCAUCAAAGCCUAUGCUCUUUGAGAAGCAUUUUCAUGGGAUUUAUUCUGCAUCCCAGAAUAAAUCAAAUGCAUCUAUUUUUGUUUUAAACUUCCAACUAAAAAUACCUUUCAAAUCAAAUUGAAAGAUGUUACUGACCAGCUUUGCAAGGAUACAGCUCUCUGAUGUUGUCUGUGGGCUGUUAAACCAACAAAUGCAGCAAAAAGACAUGCUACCACAAAAAAGAAACAAAAGCAGAACUUUCAACAUGUUGAAGUUUUAGUUUUCAUUAUGCUACUUUUAUUCAAGCCCAGACAGGGUUGAUAUGUCCAGUUCACUGCAAGCCACUAGGUGGCACUGUUAAACCGCAACACAAACCAGGACGGAUCUUCCCUUCUCCCUGUAGUUCUGCUGCAUCUGUAUUGUUGUUGUUGGGUUUUGUUUGUUUGUUUGUUUUGUUUGUUUUUUGUCUUUGAUAUUGUAACAUAAUAUGACACUCAGGAGUAGUAUUCAGUCAUGUUAAUCCCAAAAUAAACCUGUGUACUUAAUUAUU